ACCGUCCUCAAUUCUCCCAAAUGCGCGGCAACGGCAGGGUAUCAAGUUGUCAACUGUCAAAUUAAUCAUCCUAUGCCACCCCCACCCCCCCCAUCACGCUCACUCUCACUCAGCCACCACCCAUCACACUUACUCCCCUCUCACUCACCCAUCAACGUUGAGGGAAGAAGACGAUAACAUCUUCCGGGGCAACUUGGUGAUCUCACAAACCCGAGCAAACCCAUCUCUCUCGUAAAUUCAUAAUCUGGGUUGUUUGUGGCAAACAAGCUCCAAUUGAUAUCAAGUGUCGUACACUAUGUCAUCUGCCGCGGUGCAGUUGUAUAUUCAAGGCCCCCAUGUGGUGAUGGAUAAUGGCAUACUCCAAGUUACCUUAUCAAACCCAGAUGGCAUUGUCACUGGAAUACGAUAUAAUGGCAUUGACAAUUUGCUUGAACCUCUUAAUAAGGAAACUAACAGAGGUUAUUGGGACCUUGUUUGGAGUGCACCAGGAAGUAAGGGAAUAUUUGAUGUGAUAAAAGGUACAACUUUUAAGGUUAUAGUGGAGAAUGAGGAACAGGUUGAGCUCUCAUUUUCAAAAACAUGGGAUCGCUCUCUUGAGGGGAAAUACGUUCCCCUAAACAUAGACAAAAGAUUUGUAAUGCUCCGUGGUUCCUCGGGCUUCUACUCCUAUGCCAUUUACGAGCACCUGAAGGAUUGGCCUGAUUUCGACAUUGGUGAAACCAGAAUAACCUUUAAACUGAGAAAAGACAAGUUCCAAUACAUGACUGUAUCAGACAACAGGCAGAGAUACAUGCCCCUACCUGAUGAUCGGUCAUCAGGACGAUGUCAAGCCCUUGCCUACCCAGAGGCUGUCCUACUUGUCGAUCCCAAGAUGAAAGACCUCGCAGGAGAGGUGGAUGACAAGUACCAGUACUCAUGUGACAACAAAGAUAAUAAGGUUCAUGGGUGGAUAUGCACCAACCCACCAGUCGGGUUUUGGCAGAUCACGCCCAGUGAUGAAUUUCGAUCUGGUGGACCUCUAAAACAGAACCUAACCUCACAUGUCGGCCCUACCACUCUUGCUAUGUUUCUUAGUAGUCAUUAUGCGGGACAAGAUCUGGUGCCAAAAUUUAGGGGUGGCAAACCGUGGAAGAAGGUUUUCGGCCCUGUUUUUAUCUAUCUCAAUUCUUCCACAAUUAAAGAUGAUCCGUUUUGGCUAUGGGAGGAUGCUAAAAUACAGAUGAUGACAGAAGUACAAAGCUGGCCAUAUAGUUUCCCCGCAUCUGAGGAUUUCCAAAAGUCCGGUCAACGGGGUAAUGUGAGUGGUAGACUACUUGUCUUGGACAGGUAUAUAAGUGAAGAAUACACACCUGCAAAUGGUGCGUAUGUUGGUCUUGCCCCACCAGGAGAUGCGGGAUCAUGGCAAAGAGAAUGCAAGGACUAUCAAUUCUGGACAAGGGCAGAUGACCGUGGUUAUUUUUCUAUUAACAAUGUGCGUACUGGCACUUACAAUCUUUAUGCAUGGGUGCCUGGUUUUAUUGGAGAUUACCGGUAUGAUGCUGUCAUUAACAUAACCUCAGGUUCUUUUAUCGAAAUGGGUGAUCUUGUGUAUGAACCUCCAAGAGAUGGGCCAACAUUGUGGGAAAUAGGCAUUCCUGAUCGUUCUGCUGCAGAGUUUUAUGUUCCUGAUCCUGAUCCAAAGUAUAUCAACAGACUUUUCAUAGAUCAUCCUGACAGGUUCAGGCAAUAUGGGCUCUGGAACAGAUAUGCUGAAUUAUAUCCCGAUGAAGACUUGGUUUACAUUGUCGGUGUUAGUGAUUAUGCUAAAGAUUGGUUCUUUGCUCAGGUUCCCAGGAAAACAGACAACGGACAUGAAGGAACAACAUGGCAGAUCAAGUUUGAACUGAAAAAUGUGGAUCGGAGCGGUAGCUAUAAAUUGCGAGUUGCAAUUGCAUCUGCAACUCUUGCUGAAUUGCAGGUUCGGAUUAACGAUCCAGAUUCAAGGCGACCUCUAUUUACAAGUGGAUUGAUAGGGAGGGAUAACUCGGUUGCAAGACAUGGAAUCCAUGGGAUUUACUGGCUGUACAACAUUAACGUACCAGGCGCUCAGCUUGUUGAGGGGAAUAAUACUUUCUUCUUUAGACAACCAAGAUGCACCAGUCCUUUCCAAGGGAUUAUGUACGAUUAUAUACGAUUUGAAGGUCCCCCACCUUGUAGUUUCAGUUCAUCUUAGAUUCAAGUGCAUAUGUUUGUAUCAGCGUGUGUAAUAUUUCAUGUACAUAUAUCUACAUACAUACAGUUGAAUAAUAUUACAUACAUACAUGUAAUUAUAGUUCAAAAUAAAAUAAAUGCAAGCGCGGUUUGUA
This is a messenger RNA of Pyrus x bretschneideri (Chinese white pear), 2345 nucleotides long. Its product is annotated as probable rhamnogalacturonate lyase B. The record is from RefSeq and is a predicted model, not a curated record. Gene Ontology annotation, molecular function: carbohydrate binding; catalytic activity. The coding region runs from base 296 to 2212 and encodes 638 amino acids. The transcript has 16 exons. Gene Ontology annotation, biological process: carbohydrate metabolic process. Lineage: Eukaryota; Viridiplantae; Streptophyta; Magnoliopsida; Rosales; Rosaceae.